ACCACCAGUACUAUUACCAGCACCACCACCACCAACUCGACAUCGUCAUCGGCACCGACCGGAUUUUGUUGCAGUCGCUCUUCGAGCCGCGAGCAAGGCCGAUAUCUGGUCUGCCUUAUCUGGACAGAACAACUAGUUUUGGCAUUUGAGAAUUGACGUUUGGAUUCUGUCCAAGAGGCAUCCUCGCUGGACCGUGCCAAUGUCGUCUACUACCAUGCGAUCGGCGGAAGCAUGCAGGCACCGUGCCAGAGAACCGAUUCGCGUCUUUUUCUUCCCUUCAUCGACCGGCCUGUGCCAAGGCCAAGCAAGAAGCAGAAGCCACUGAGAGAAUACGGCCGAUUGUGCCUUGGUACAGAAAACCAAAGUAACGUUGUGACAGCGGAAAUAUGCACCGAGACACGCGGUGGACUUCCGCUUUUGCAAGUAUGGCCAAGCGAUUCGCCGAGACGCGAGGUGGAUAGUCAGGAACAAGCUUUCGUAUUUCCGGACGUUCAAGAAAACGUUAACGACAGUGGAAUCGAGUCCAUCCAGGCAUCUCCGUCACCGGGUAAAGCAGCUUGCAACAGUCCAGCGACUACACCACAACAAUCUCGUCGCGCGAGUCUUUUGCAUCCGGAUCACGCGAGGCUUCAUCUGCACCAUUCACAUCACAAUCACCAUAAUUCAGGCUCGAAGAGUCCUCCGACUCAAGAUAGAACGUCGAUCGACGAGGAUCCGCCCUCGGUACCUCCGAGCCCUUCUAGUACGACGACGAGUAGUCUCCGAUCGAUGCCGAGUUCAGCGAUCGCAUCUAUGCAUUCUCAGGACAGACGGCGUAGCAGCAGAUACAGCAUGUUCGAUGCUCUGGACUUGGAAUAUGCUCUUUUAAGAGCCGCUGCUAGGGGUUCGGUAGGACCCUAUUCUCUUUCAGAAUCCCUGCACAAGUUGACGUUCACUCAAAGCCUUGCUUUUCCCGCCUUGGCUCGUGGUCUUGCUUCGAAACAGAGCGUACCUACCAGAAGACCUCAACAACAUGCAGAAAGUGGACUUAAUGUCUUCGCCAAGGUUGUUACCGCUCUGGUGUUGAUGUUAGUCAGCGUGUUGGUGUUUGGUGUAGUUUACAAAUUCGCUAGGACGUGAGGAUGGCUAUUGGUACCCGAUCGACAUCCUGGCUCCAGUCAGGACUUUAAUCGGCCGGGUGCCAACGAGCCUUACGACGAUAAUGCCUGAUCGAUUUUAAUGUCAGGAGUUUGCCAAAAGAUCUCUCUUUCUUUUUUCCUAUUUCUCUCUUUCUCUCUCUCUCUCUCUUUCUCUUUAUCUAUCUCUUUCUCUCUCUUCGUCAAUUGCAUUUCUUUUUUUCAAUCCAUUCGAAAAUCUAGCCUUCCUUUUCACCAAAGAUUCGAUGUAGAACGAAUUAUUGGCGACUUUUGACAUGAAUCGAGCAUUAAUUGUAUCCAUAAGGCCUUGUUAACAAAAAAGCAAAAGUGAUAAUUAAUCGGUAUGACCGAUUUCUUUCCUCUUUUUUUUUUUUGUUUUGUUUUGUUUUCAUCUUCCGUGCAAAAAUAUUAUCUACUAGUCGAUUUAAAUGAGAUUCGACGUGGAAUUUCUUUCGUGAAGAAAUUCAUGGUAUUCGUUAAGAUUUCGAUCGAAUGGCGAAUGGUAUGUAUGAUAUAAAGAAAAUAAUUGGAAGAUUUCAGCGUCCUUGAAGAAGAAAAUGAUUCGAGUUCUUGUCGGGGACGAUGCGUACGUUCUCGUUUUCGAUUUUAUCACGAUUCGGACAAGGUCCUCGUAUUGGAGCCUUCCCCUCUUGGUUAGUGAAUUUUUUUGCAUAAAAAAUUAAAAGCGUUGGCUUUUGGACGAUCGCGUGAGAAUGAUUAUGAAAAGAAGAAAAAGAAAACGGAUUUAAAAGAAAUGAAAAGAACAGUCAAGGGACAACUCAAUCAUCUUCAUUGCUUUGCAGUGCCUUGUCCGUGCAUGUUCGCAUUGAGAUUAGGAAUGUGCACGCGUACACGCAAAAUAUUAUCACAAAGAGAUACAAUCCCAAAGGUAAUAAAAAAAAAAGAAAAUAAUAAUAAUAAUAAUAAUAAUAAUAAUAAUAAUAGUAAAAUGAAACAAAAUGGAAUAGAAUUCUUCAAGUGCUUUAUAGUUUAUACGAUUACUUCUUGAUGACAAUCGCACGGAACGCGUUAAUGCGCCUUCGUCAUGCAAAUUCUAAAACAUAUUACACGUCGAUUUCAAUAAGGUAUUAUCGUGUGCAUGUGUACGUUUCUAAAUAAACGUGAAAUCUUUUUUUCUGUGUCUCCAAGUAAUAAAAAAUUUAUCGAUUAAAGAAAAAAAUGAAAAAAGAUAAAAAAAAAUACCAAAAACAAAAAAAAACGAAAAAGAAAGAAAGAAAGAAAAAAAAAAGAUAAGCGGGAUCGGUCAAUGAUAAUUAUAUAUAACAGAAUGUCACAAAAUCGAUCCGAUGUAUAACGAAACAGAUUAUCUUUUUAAUAAGAGAUUAAAAUGAAUCGGCAAAAGAACCGAAAUUAUUGAGAUACCACAAUGAUACCACAUAUGAUACCACAAUUAUCUAUAUGUACAUAUAAUAAUACACUUUUCAUGAAUGUACAGGGUGAUGUGAAAGUACGUACACAUAUUUAACAGGAAAAAAAUUGGAGAAGAUUUCACGAUAAGUUUAAAGUAAUUCAAUCGAUCGUCGACAUCGUUAUUAACAAGCAUAACCUUCGAGUUAUACUAUCGACUAAUUUGAUCUCUCGCUGAAAAAUCAAAGAGAAGGAAAAAAUAAAAUAAAGUAGUAGAAGAAAGAAGUAUCCCCUGAAGAAUAUUAUUUGACAUUUAUCUUUCGCUUUGAUGAAUCAGCAUCGUUCUAAUCCCGAGUAAAUUUGAUCGCAAAUUAUUAGAAUGGAUUUUUAAAAAAUGCCAGAGAAAGGAAGAUCAAGUUUUAUCAGGAGGAGAUCGAAUUUUCAAAUACAUGUCUUAUAGAAUCAAUACAUACGUUAGAUAUAUCUUAUACAUAUAAAUAUGAUAUUAUUAUUAUACGGCUGCUAUUUAUUUGGUCAUUAUUUUCAAUCGUUUUUAAUCAGUAUUUAAAAUAAAUGAUUAGUAUUUAUAAUAUGAUAUCAGUACGUAAUAUAAGUGAUUAAUAUUACGCCAAUUAAUUACAACAAAUAUUUUCAAUAUUUUAAUUAAAACAUUUGUAAAUAUAAUAAUCUGUCUGUAUCUUAAAUAGAUGAUCAGUAUUUAUAAUAAACCCAAACGCAAUCCUGACAUUUAAUUAUUUAUAUUGACAAUUUCAUUUUGUACUGAUAUUUUAUUAUAAAUGCUGAUCAAAAUAUUCAUAUAUACCGACCAUUUAUUUAACAAAAUACUUACCGUAAAUUAAUAAAAAAUAUCGACCAAAUAAAUAGAAGUGCUCUUUUACAAAGAUGUGUCAUGACCCAUAUUACACGACACAAUGCUUUGUACAAAGCAACGAAAUUUUUAAGUAAAGAAAUUUUCGUAAAAUCUCUUCUCUUGACGACAUCGCUACUCUCUUUAUCUUGUCGGUUUUAUCGUUAUCGUGUGUGAUAAUAUAAUAGAAAUAUAUUCUUUUUUAGAACGUCAUUUUAAAGAUAAUUUUAAUUUUUAACGUAUUAUUGAAUACAGUUAAGUAUUGUUUUCUUGAAAUCUCUCUUCCUUUGUGUAUCUUUAAUAAUGGGGCGCACUUAAAAGUGAUAAUAAAAUUAUAUGCGUUAUCGUGUCUUGAAAAAUCGCUCGAACAUAUAAAAUACUAUCACAAAGCUCUAACUUUAAAAGACAUAUUUAAAAAUCGAAAAUCUUAUCGAACGAGGUAACUUGGAGAACAUUGAAAUUAAAUUUCACUGUGCCAAUAUCCUGCCUCGUUUAUAAUCGAUUACGUUGUUGUUGCAAUGACGUUGCUUCGAUACAUAUAUAUAACAUAUAUAUAUAUAUGUUAUAUAUUAUUAUAAAUAACAAUAUAUAACGUCAUAAAAAAAUCUCGAGCAGGCUUUGCUUCAAAAAUCGAUACCCAUCCCCGCAUUUAAAAAAAAAAGAAGCGAAAGAAUGUUAUUUUUUCUUUUUUUUUUUUUUUUUCUUUUUUCUUUUUUUCUAACAUAGAAAGACUAGGUCUUGAAGUUUCGUUUCUGCGACGAGUUUUACAAUUAGGCAUAUUCUUUUUACUUAAUUGGCCUCGAUUGGAUAAUUCAAAUGUGCGCAAAAAAUAUUAAGUGCCACGUGAUCCAACAUAGAGGUAGGUAAUAAGUUCUUAGAUUAAUGACAAUCAAUGCGCAACAUCAAUUUUAAAUGGCUUUACCUUCGCAACGAGACAUUAUAGAGAUUUCAAUGAUAUAUCAUUUUAGCUCGUUGAUAUUUUUCUACAAAUUCCACAUAAAUAUGUUUAUAUGUUUACCAUGUAACGACGAUAUCAUUUAUAUGUUAGAAUAAGGAAUUGUAUCUUAUAAUAACAUUAAACAGAAAUUGAAUCUCAAA
Molecule: messenger RNA, 4470 nt
Organism: Vespula pensylvanica (western yellowjacket)
Lineage: Eukaryota; Metazoa; Arthropoda; Insecta; Hymenoptera; Vespidae
Product: palmitoyltransferase ZDHHC5-A
Exons: 5
Coding region: 232-1119 (295 amino acids)
Source: RefSeq, a predicted model, not a curated record